Molecule: messenger RNA, 1801 nt
Organism: Tachysurus vachellii
Lineage: Eukaryota; Metazoa; Chordata; Actinopteri; Siluriformes; Bagridae
Gene: tesmin
Product: testis expressed metallothionein like protein
Exons: 8
Coding region: 143-1189 (348 amino acids)
Biological process (GO): regulation of DNA-templated transcription
Cellular component (GO): nucleus
Source: RefSeq, a predicted model, not a curated record
ACAGAGAAAAAAUACAGAGGAUCUCUCAGUUUUUUCUUUAAUAAACACUUUAAAUCUUGUACCAGAUUUGAACACGAAGUUCUUUCUAAGACUUCCACUGUCACAGGUUAAUAUUUCACAUAUCAGGGUUUCCACCUUCAGUAUGGAAGAAGGGAGCGACUUUCCUGGACUAGAGUACAGCUGUGGAGAAGAUCUGAGGAGAAUCUCUAUGGUUCCUCUCGCUUACACCUACACAAAUUUCUCUAUCCAUAUCCCAAACAACUACAGUAAUAUCAGCCACUUGACUCCACUUCAUCACCAAGACAGCUCUGAGGCUGAGCAGACGUGUUCCUCUGUCUGGGACCAUGAAUUUAACACACAUGGAUUUUCCUGUCCACUUUGUUGUGACCCGUCCGGCUCACAUUUGUCCCACUGUCCUCCCGUGUGUUGUUCUGAUGGCCUCCUUCCUCUCACUGAUCUGUAUCAGUUCCAGAGUCCUAUGACUGCAUCACACGCCUGGACACCUGGGGGCGCUUUUCAGUAUCACACGUCUUCAGCAGAACCAUGUGACUCUGUUGGCAGUAUAACCUCAGCAGAAGAUGAGCAGAUCUUCUCCACACACGAGUCUAGCAGACACUGUAAUCAGAUGGAUUUAGGCCAAAGUGUUCAGCCCACAUGUUGUCCUAUACCUCCUGAUAUAGAGACAGUUGGACAAAACAAGGACAGCACGCGUUCCUUCUCAGAAAAUUCUAAGAAGCCCUGCCACUGCACUAAAUCUCAGUGUUUAAAGCUAUACUGUGACUGCUUUGCAAACGGAGAGAUCUGCAGUGAAUGCAGCUGCAUUAACUGCUGCAACAACAUGGAGCAUGCGACUGAGAGACACAGAGCCAUUAUGGCUCAGAUCAUGUGCUCUUCUAUGUGUAAAUGUGUGAGCUGCAAUAACUACAGCAGGAGUGAGGUGGAGAAGCAGAGCACAGUGGAGAUGUCUACACACACCCACCACAACACAACACAAUGCACAGCUAAUUUGUCAUGUCUUACAGAUACUGUAGUCAAAGCCACAUGUGGUUGUCUGCUGGCUCAGGCUGAGGAGGUGGAGAAGGAUGGACUCUCUCGAGUUCAGGCUGAGCGAGUGACCCUGGAGGAGUUUGGAUACUGUCUAACACAGAUAGUACACUUCAUGUUCAAACACACACAGUUAGAGCUGUGAUACACACACAGAAUUAUAGCCGUGAUACACACACACAGAGUUAGAGCUGUGAUACACACACAGAAUUAUAGCCGUGAUACACACACACAGAGUUAGAGCUGUGAUACACACACACGCUGUUUGAGCUGUGAUACACACACACAGAGUUACAGUAUAGCUGUGAUAUACACACACAAAGUUAGAGCUGUGAUACACACAUUCAGACUUAGAGCUGUGAUACACACACACGCAGAGUUCAAGCUGUGAUACACACACACAUGUUAGAUUUUUAUCCCAUUUCUUUAGGUAUUUGUGUUAAACACCUGAUUUUGUAUAUUUCAGUUUAAACUUGUAAGAAACAGUUCUGUUAAAAUGACUGAUAUAUAAAUAUAUAUACAUUUGUUCUGGUGUUUAAGUUGAUAGUGUUCAGUGUUUGAAUGUUAUUUUCAUUGUUGUUUGUUUGCUGUUGUAUUUAAUUGAUCCAGCUAUUUAAUUAUAUUGUGUAUUAGAUUUAUUUUCUUGGUCUGAAACCUUGUUGAUUAUAAACAGUGCAGUAAAAUUGAUCUGUUGGCCUUUUUUUAUUUGACAUUGUAUGUAGUUUAACAUCUGAGGGAAGCUUGUUAGUGAUUAUUA